CUCCCACCUUCGUCCCUCUCCCCCCACCACAAACGCCCCCCCCCCUUCAGCCGAGCGCGAGAGAGAGAAGAUGGGUCUUCACGGGCCAUCAAGAUCACUCACGGUGGCGGCGUUCCUCUUCCUCGGGCUCUUGGCCUCGUGUUCGGCCUCGGACAUGUCCAUCAUCAGCUACGACCUCGCCCACGGCGGCGAGCCAGGCCGGCGCUCCGACGCCGAGGUCGCCGCCCUCUACGAGUCGUGGCUCGCCAAGCACGGCAAGGCCUACCACAACGCCCUGGGGGGCGACGAGAAGGAGCGGCGGUUCGAGAUCUUCAAGGACAACCUCCGGUUCAUCGACGAGCACAACUCCGGGAACCGGACCUACGCGCUCGGCCUCAACCGGUACGCCGACCUGACCAACGGGGAGUACCGGUCCACGUACCUGGGGGCCCGCCCCGACGCCAGGAGGAGGCUCGCCAGGGGCCGGAGCAGCCGCCGCUACGAGCCACGGGUCGGGGAGGCGCUCCCGGAUUCCGUCGACUGGAGGGAGGAAGGCGCGGUGGGCGGCGUCAAGGACCAGGGAAGCUGCGGGAGUUGCUGGGCCUUCUCCACCAUUGCCGCCGUGGAGGGGAUAAACAAAAUCGUGACCGGUGAUCUGAUUGUACUGUCGGAGCAGGAGCUGGUAGACUGCGAUACUAUUUAUAAUGAAGGUUGCAAUGGAGGUCUCAUGGACUAUGCUUUCGAGUUCAUCAUCAAGAAUGGCGGCAUUGACUCUGAGGAAGAUUAUCCGUAUAAAGGUGUCGAUGGCAGUUGCGACCCAUAUCGAAAGAAUGCCAAGGUUGUUGCAAUAGAUGAUUACGAAGAUGUUCCAGUGAACAACGAGAAAGCAUUGCAAAAGGCAGUCGCUAAUCAACCAGUCAGCGUGGCCAUCGAAGCCGGUGGUCGGGAAUUUCAGUUGUACCAGUCGGGUAUUUUCACUGGACGAUGUGGUACUGCACUGGACCACGGAGUGGCCGCCGUAGGAUAUGGCGCAGAAAAUGGCAUGAAUUACUGGAUUGUAAGGAACUCUUGGGGCGAUAGCUGGGGAGAGCAGGGUUAUAUCAGAAUGGAGCGUAACUUGGCCAAUGCUGUGACUGGCAAGUGCGGGAUCGCAAUGGAAGCGUCUUACCCCAUCAAGAAAGGCGCAAAUCCCCCGAACCCAGGGCCAUCUCCCCCGUCUCCAAUAAAACCACCGACCACUUGUGAUCGUUAUUACUCAUGUCCCGAAAGCACAACUUGCUGCUGCGUCUAUCCGUACGGCAACUAUUGCUUCGCCUGGGGAUGCUGCCCGCUUGAGGCCGCCACGUGCUGCGAGGACCAUGAAAGCUGCUGCCCCCAUGACUACCCGGUCUGCAACUUAUAUGAAGGGACCUGCUUGAUGAGCAAGAACAAUCCUUUCAGUGUUAAGGCACUGAAGCGUACCCCAGCACAGUUUCAUUGGGCCUACGGGAGCGGUGGCAAGAAGAGCAGCGCGUAGUGAGAAGGUUUGCCUUUUAAGCAUUGGGAUAAACAGCUUUGCCAGAGAGUGAAGCAGUUGCAGCGAGCCCCUAUCAAUAUUACCAAACUGAUGGAAAGUUUAAUUGAUGUUAGUCAGACGAAAAAUAUGUAUAUAGUGCUGUAUUUAUUGUUCAUGUUGCAUUUGAUCAGCAGACCGAUUGAUCCUGGCUUCCAGCAUGUCCAUUUAUGGAUCCAGUUAUAUUUACUUGAGAGGAAGUAUGCUUAGUCCUUUGAA
Molecule: messenger RNA, 1750 nt
Organism: Syzygium oleosum
Lineage: Eukaryota; Viridiplantae; Streptophyta; Magnoliopsida; Myrtales; Myrtaceae
Product: cysteine proteinase mucunain-like
Exons: 5
Coding region: 71-1495 (474 amino acids)
Cellular component (GO): lysosome
Molecular function (GO): cysteine-type endopeptidase activity
Source: RefSeq, a predicted model, not a curated record